This is a messenger RNA of Dibothriocephalus latus, 288 nucleotides long. NCBI's taxonomy places the organism in Eukaryota, Metazoa, Platyhelminthes, Cestoda, Diphyllobothriidea, Diphyllobothriidae. The record is from the annotation of a GenBank genome assembly.
AUGUUGCAUCUCUCUCAGGCAUUACUCUCGCUUUUCUUUAAGGUUCUGCAUACCCUCCGAAACAAUUCUGACGAGUCGACCGCCAAUGCAUCCUGGCGAGAUGAGAGCAAUCUUCGGGCCUCCACUGAGAUCGCCCACUUGAAGGAGACGGUGUUGGACCUGGAGCGGCGACUGGCUGACGUCUCGGCUCAGCUAGCCGCCACCAGUAAGGACUAUGAGCUAACAAAGUUCGCUCUCUCCGAGGAGAAGGAGAGGUGGGUGUCCUCCCGUCUUUUUUUGCUUCCUUAG